Molecule: messenger RNA, 1265 nt
Organism: Drosophila ananassae
Lineage: Eukaryota; Metazoa; Arthropoda; Insecta; Diptera; Drosophilidae
Product: enkurin
Exons: 2
Coding region: 221-1147 (308 amino acids)
Cellular component (GO): acrosomal vesicle
Molecular function (GO): calmodulin binding
Source: RefSeq, a predicted model, not a curated record
AUACCAACACCUGGGGGCAAUCCACCCCACCACGAUUCCUUUUUGAAAAGUUCCAGAACUUCGGCUAUGGCAACGUGUGUUUUCGAGGCUCAACAAUCCCAGCCAGCCUGGAAGUUCCUGGCAACGGGAAUCAAUAGAACACAACUCAUUCAACCAAUAGUCUGUCAACUAGCACGCUUUCGAGUUCUCUGAUUUUUCAACCUUACAUUUUGCAUUAGCCAUGUCGCUGGUCUAUAUUACCCACCACGAUGAGAAUAUCCUGGAGUGCGAGCAGGAUUUCGUAAAGGCUUCCGGGCCCAAGGAGUCCUUUUAUGUUUUUAGACAUCCUGUCGUGGAAAAGGCAGCCAAGUAUGCCAAGAGCAUCCGCGACCGCCUCGACAUCGAGGACAAGAAACUCUCGUGCAUCGUGCAGAAAGAUGGCACCCGCGUCCUCACCGAGGCCAAGAAGUCCCUCCACCGAACCAUGGGCUGUGCCCACACUCCCAUCGAUCCGCCGUGCGCCUAUCUGCGCAAAAACCAGGGCGUCAAGUGGCGGCGCGAACGGGAUCAUGUGUGUCCCAAGGUGCCGGGCAUGCCGCCGCUGCCACGUCCUGGCAGUUGCACCAAGAAGGGCAUGACGGCGAAUUUCAUUAAACGCAACCGGGAAUGUGCGGCUCAGACGAUUCCUUGUCCACCGCCACCUCGUAUAGUAGACACUCCGGUUGGUACCCGGCAGAAUCUCAUGAACUCGGGCUUGGUGCCGCAGUUUAUUUGUCGAAAGGAUUUCGGCAAGGUGCCGGUCUAUCUCAAGAAAACCAAAAAGUUGCUGGCCGAAAUGAAUGCGGUGUGUGCCAAGGAGCAGCAGCGUCUUCUGGAACUCUGUCGCGGCAUCAAGGGAUUCACCAGGGCUGCAGGUGCCACCGCCGGAGCCGGUCCACCAGAAAUGCCUGGCAUGCGGGUGAUGGAACUGACUGAGCGCAACGAGAUCCUGGAAGGACUACGGAUGAGUUUGACGGAGAUGACCAAGCAGUAUCAGUCCAUGUCGCUGUUGAUUGAUAAUAUUGCCAAGCGGCAGCGCAAGAGCAAGCUGGAGCACGAUCUGCGACAGGUGGAGCAGGACAUCCUCUUGAUCGAGACUACGCCCAUUAUUUAUGUUUCCGAGUAUUAGCUGCACCUCAUUAUCUUUUUCUUUCUCUCUCCCCUUGGGGGACUAUAACCAAUAUUCUUUGAUCCAAAAAUAUGUCUUGGUUUAAGGUUGAAAAUAAAUUUUACGUUUAUGCAGUUAA